Haliaeetus leucocephalus (bald eagle) is the source of this 810-nucleotide messenger RNA. Its product is annotated as glioma pathogenesis-related protein 1-like. The transcript has 5 exons. Lineage: Eukaryota; Metazoa; Chordata; Aves; Accipitriformes; Accipitridae. The record is from RefSeq and is a predicted model, not a curated record. Bases 1 to 810 code for a protein of 269 amino acids.
AUGAGGCCGUGGGUGGCGGUACUGGCCUUGUGGGAGGUGCUGAGGGCUGCAGCUGGGCGGUCGCCCGCCUUACCGACCAUCGUGGAUCAGGCCUUCAUCGAGGCCUGCGUGCACGUCCACAACGAGCUCCGCGCCAAAGUCCAGCCGGCCGCCAGCAGCAUGCGGUACAUGACUUGGGAUGCAGCUUUGGCAAGGACUGCAAGGGCAUGGGCAAAUAAAUGCAUUUUUGAACAUAAUGUGUACUUAAGUCAGAAACAUCAGUGCCAUCCUAAUUUCACAUCUAUUGGAGAGAAUAUUUGGGUUGGAAGUCAUCAAGCAUUCCAUGUUGCUGAUGCCAUUAAAUCGUGGUAUAAUGAAGUCAGAUUCUAUAUUUUUGCAGUGCAGAAAUGUAGUAAGGUUUGCGGUCAUUACAUUCAGGUUGUUUGGGACAAUUCAUAUAAAAUAGGCUGUGCUGUUACUCUAUGUAGGGAAGUUGCAGGAAUACGAAAUGCAGUAAAUUUUGUUUGCAACUAUUCACCAGGGAUCUCUCCAUUACCUGGUGCUCCACACACCCCACACCCCCCCCACUGCCAGUGGCACCUGCAUGGUGCCUUGUGGGUCUCAGGAGUGCCCAUGGUGGAUCGGAAGGUCCUUGUAGCCCCGAAGCAAGCAGCCGACAGGAGAGACCAACCUCUGUCCUCUGGCAGGACAGAAGGACACGACGGGACCAAAAGCGUCUUGGAGCCGGCGUGCUGUGCCUACGGAGAAGGUGGCCAGUCUCCUCCCACUGACCGCUUCGGCUUGGUCUUUUUUAAAGAAAUAAUUGAUUAG